Molecule: messenger RNA, 18326 nt
Organism: Caenorhabditis auriculariae
Lineage: Eukaryota; Metazoa; Nematoda; Chromadorea; Rhabditida; Rhabditidae
Source: the annotation of a GenBank genome assembly
AUGGCCUACCAACAGCGCUACGGUGCUGGUGGCGGACCAGGUCCCAUGGAUACGGGCGAAGGGGUAAGGUAUUAACGAUACUAUAAAUUUGAAAACGUCAAAUUUCAGCAUUCUGUUCCUGAUCACGUUCUUGAGGAGAAGGCUAGGAAAUGGAAGCAGUUGCAGUCGAAGCGGUACGCUGAGAAGAGAAAGUUCGGAGUGGUCGACACUCAAAAAGAGGAGAUGCCACCUGGUAAGGGCCAGGAAUCUCAUAUUGGAAAAGAGGGAAUUUGCAGAGCACGUCAGAAAGAUCAUACGUGAUCACGGAGACAUGACGUCGAGGAAGUAUCGUCACGACAAGCGCGUCUAUCUUGGCGCCUUGAAAUACAUGCCUCAUGCUGUUCUCAAGUUGCUGGAGAACAUGCCCAUGCCUUGGGAGCAGAUCAGGGAUGUCAAGGUGAAUUUUGGAGAACGUUCAAAACGGGCGCACCCGUUUAAGCUCAGCUGGUAGAGCUUUUGCCCAUUUUACCACAUCUGAGGCACCGUUUUUGCCCUGUUGGGUCUCAGGAUUUGAACAAUACCGCUGUUUUACUUAGUUAUUCUUGUACCCGUUUAGGCGUGACUGAAAAACUGAUAUCCCCUAUACCCUUUGAGACACAUGGCUUGAGAAAAAAACCGUUUAGAAGAAAAACACAACGAAAUUUUUGGAGAUUUAUAGAAACCACUUCUUCAAAGCUUUUUACACUGUUUUACAUGCUUGAAGGUCACUUUUUUAUUCAGAAAGCAUAAAAAUGGUUUUAUGCUCUCUUAAACUUUCAGUGUAAUUUCAAAAAAUAGGAAGAAAAAAAAUUGGUUUCGUCUUUUUUACUAUUUUUCUCUAAACUCUUUCGAAAAAGACCAAAAAAAAACGAUUUACAAUUUUUAAGCCGAAAAUCACUUUCCAAGCCGCAUAACUGAACUUAUAUCAUUUUUUCAGAUCUUGUACCACAUCACUGGUGCAAUAACCUUUGUCAAUGACAUUCCCCGCGUUAUCGAGCCGGUAUAUCUCGCUCAGUGGGGAACUAUGUGGAUCAUGAUGCGUCGUGAGAAGCGUGAUCGUCGUCAUUUCAAGGUUUCCAAAAAAAUAAAAAAGAAAAAUAAAGAUUUUUUCUUCAGCGAAUGCGUUUCCCACCAUUCGACGACGAAGAACCGCCGCUCGACUACGCUGACAAUAUUCUGGACGUAGAACCAUUGGAACCUAUCCAAAUGGAGCUCGACCCAGAGGAAGACAGAGCCGUCGAGGAAUGGUUCUACGACUUUAAGCCGCUUGCCAAUACGCGGUAGAAUGAUUCAAAAAAUGAAGAAAUGAUGAGCCCUUUUUCAGCUUUGUCAAUGGGCCGACCUACCGCAAGUGGGCGUUCAGUAUCCCGCAAAUGUCGACCUUGUACCGCCUGGCCAAUCAGCUUUUGACUGACCUCGUCGACGAUAACUACUUCUAUUUGUUCGACCUGAAGUCGUUCUUCACGGCCAAGGCGCUCAAUGUUGCCAUCCCUGGAGGGCCCAAGUUCGAGCCCCUCAUCAAGGAUUUGAACGUGUACGUGUUGGAAAUAUAGCAGAAAUCAUCGGUUUUUGGGCCGCAUUUUGCAUGAAAUUGUUCGAAAAGCGAGAUGAAGGCUCUCGGGAAAAAUUCCAGCCAAGAUUUCGUUUUGAAGUAGUUUUGAAGAUAUUUUGGAAAAUGUAAGCAAAAUAGAGCGGAAAUUAUUUAUUUUUUUGGAAUUUUCGAGGAAUAUUUCUCUCAUUUUUUUACCUAAAAACUGUUCGAAAAAGCGAAAUAAGGGCUGAUUUAUACACCCAACAUCAUAUUUAAAGAUUUUUCGUAAUAAAGUUUGAAAAUUCGGAGCCUCAGAUUUCAUGUAGGAGCGCUUAUUUUUGCAGGAAUAACUAAAAAAAGGCGGAAAAAAAUUAAAUUCAUGCUCUUAUUUAAACUAAGAUUGUGGGGAAAAAAAAAGAUUUUUUUACACGUUUUUUUGAGUUCAUUUUUCCCAGUGAGAAAGAAUAUAACUCAAGAUUUUUAGUUGAGUAUUUUUCAAAGAAACAGGGAUAAUAUAGGUUUUUCAGCUUCUAUAUAGGAGCUCAUUCUGCAGAAAUAAUAAAAAAACACACAAAAAGGAGCCAAAAAAUUAGCUUCAAGUCCUCUUUUUAACUUAUAUUCUUGAAAAAAUCAAUUUUCACACAUCCUUGACUUCAUUUUUGGUUUUUGCAGUGAUGAAGACUGGAACGAGUUCAACGACAUCAACAAGGUCAUCAUCCGAGCUCCGAUCCGUACGGAAUAUCGCAUCGCGUUCCCCUACAUGUACAAUAAUCUCGUCAGCUCGCUUCCCGUUCAAGUCGCCUGGUAGAAAUUUCAAAAAAGUCCUAUUUUUAUUCGAUUUUUAUAGGUACCACACUCCAUCCGUGGUUUUCAUCAAGACUGAAGAUCCGGAUCUUCCAGCUUUCUACUACGAUCCUCUGAUCAAUCCCAUCGUUGUCAAUGGACUGGAGAGGGUAAAUUUUCAGAAGCCGUGGGACCUGAGCGGGUCUGCCCGUAUUAAUCGGUUUCUGUAUAUUAUAGAAAUUUUGGCUUUUGUAUCCCUUUUGAGGCACCUUUUUUUAGCCCAUAUGGGUCUCAGAUUUUUUUAAAAUUAUAUACAGCUUGAUCGCUUGUUUCUUCCUGCGCCCGUUUUUUGACCGUUUUAGCAAAGUUGAGACUCAAAUAGCCUCAAAAAUACGGGAUUAAUGCGGGUACACCCGUUGAGACACCUGGUAACAUUGAAAAAUGCGCUUUUUCUUACAUAUCCUUCUGAACCGUCAUGUUGUGAUUCUAAUCAUUGAAAGCGCUAUAGAAAAUCUCAUGAAAGGCGUGAGAAAAAUUCAAUCGUCGAUUUUUCUCAAGAUUCGAAGUGAGUACAAUUCCAGACUGUUGAAAACCUUCCCUCGGACGAAGAACUGGAAGAAUGGGAACUUCCCGAAGACGUCUCGCCGAUGUUCGACGAGGUCCCGCUGUACUCGGACAACACGGCCAACGGCCUGGCCCUUCUCUGGGCCCCGCGGCCCUUCAAUCUCAGAUCCGGAAGGACCAGAAGAGCGAUCGACGUCCCCCUGGUCAAGAGCUGGUACCGGGAACAUUGUCCAGCAGGUGAAAUGAUUGGUGUCGGGGUUCGGAAUACUAGAGAGGCUCCUUUUUCAAGUUUUCAGAGUUUUUCGGACCUUUUUCAGGGGUUUGAGAUUAUAGAGACACCGAAAUUGUGAAAGAAGGAUCGGAAAGAUGUUCUGGAAAAUUUAUCUAUUUUUACUUUACGCCGCAAUAAAAUAAAUUCAGUUAGAGAACGACACUGAUCCCGAAGCUUUCAGGAAUGCCAGUCAAAGUUCGCGUCUCCUAUCAGAAGCUCCUGAAAGUGUUCGUUCUGAACGCGCUAAAACAUCGACCGCCGAAGCCCCAAAAGAGAAGAUAUCUCUUCCGCUCAUUCAAGAUGACCAAGUUCUUCCAAACGACGACGAUCGAUUGGGUUGAAGCUGGUCUCCAGGUUCGUCGAAACGCAAAAAACCAUGGAAAAUGACCCUUUUCCAGGUGCUCCGACAAGGAUACAACAUGCUGAACCUGCUCAUCCACCGAAAGAACUUGAACUACCUCCAUCUCGACUACAAUUUCAACCUGAAACCUGUGAAGACGCUGACGACCAAGGAACGUAAAAAGUCGCGUUUCGGAAACGCCUUCCACUUGUGUCGCGAGAUUUUGCGUCUCACGAAACUUGUCGUCGACGCUCAUGUCCAAUAUCGGUAAAUAUAUCAUAGAAGGAAGGUUCAAAAGGUGUCCUGUUGAGAUUAACAUGAUUUUUAAAGGGACCUUGGGACAGCCUAGUUCAAAAUUGGUCGCGAAAAGUAUAUUUUGUUGUCUUUAGUAGUUGAUUCCUACCAUCUAGAAGAUUUAAAGAGGGUUUUUUGACGUCUUUGAGGUUCUUUAACUCUAGCUUUUCUUGUCUAGGAUUGUUAAUUUCGCGUAAAAAGUCAUUUUGAAAAGUAACAAAAAUUGAAGUGUUUUGAUUCAAAAUGACGUCAGUUUUGACUGAAAACUCCGAUUUCCGUUCGCUGGUUUUCUCAGGAUUUCUCCAUUUCAAUGAUAUUUUUGCAACUAAAAAGCUGAAAAAAGCAGACGAUGUCAAAAAAAAUAUUAAAAAUAUGCGUAAUGCCGUGUUAAAAGCGGUUCCGCGAUGUCCAGAGAAAAGAAAAGAUAACUAAAAUUUGGAGAGCCAGAGAUAAUUUUGCUUUUCUUGAAAAUUACUUUGAAAAUACAUAAAGUCAACUAACUUACAUAAAAUUCUCAACGCAAAAUUCUCAACGGACACUUUUUUUUCUUUCCUUGUUGAUCAUAACGAAUUUGAGCAAAAUUGUCUAUUUUUAGCUUGAACAACGUGGACGCCUAUCAGUUGGCCGAUGGAUUGCAAUACAUUUUCGCCCACGUCGGACAGUUGACGGGAAUGUACCGUUACAAGUACAAGCUGAUGCGACAAGUCCGAAUGUGCAAGGAUCUGAAACACUUGAUCUACUACCGCUUCAACACUGGACCAGUCGGUUUGUUGGAAUCUCGAAACGAAAAGAAUCUAUGAAUAUAAUUCAGGAAAAGGUCCCGGCUGCGGGGUCUGGGCGCCCGGAUGGCGCGUCUGGCUCUUCUUUCUCCGAGGAAUCACGCCGCUUCUCGAGAGAUGGCUCGGAAACCUGCUCUCCAGGCAAUUCGAAGGCCGACACUCGAAAGGAGUUGCCAAGACCGUCACCAAGCAACGUGUCGAAUCUCACUUCGAUCUGGAAUUGCGGUAAGUUUUGAUGGCUGCCCACUGAAAGCUGAAUCAAGACUGUCGCGCCAUUUUAGUCCAGGGAACGUUGAAAUAUGAAUUUUCUAUCAAAAAAUAUUGAAAAUUGCAGUUUUCCUAUUUUUGACUUUUUUCAAUGCGCUUUCGGAGCUCAUUUUCUCACAUUUAGGAAAAAAACAAGUUUUUCCAUGUUUUUUCUGAAGCUGACGCAUUUUUUGGCCGAAAAUCUAGGAGAAACGCGUUUUUUGGAAUAGGUUAUCUUUUUUGAGCUUUCAAUGAUCUUGAAACUCAAACUUGUCGUCCUGCCACAUAUAUCUCGAAGGUAACCCCGGAGCCACCCGACGCGUGAAGUUGAAAAUGAGUAAAAAUGUAGAAAAUGGGUGAAAAACAAGCUGGUCAAAUAUCUAGAAAAAAAAGGCUUUUUCGUAAGGAAAAUCUUAUCACUUUAGUCUGCCAUCUGAAACUAACAAGUUUCUGAAACUCGACGUUUUCUAUUUCAGUGCGGCUGUCAUGCACGACAUUCUGGACAUGAUGCCCGAAGGAAUCAAGCAGAACAAGGCUCGUGUCAUCCUCCAGCACUUGAGUGAGGCCUGGAGAUGUUGGAAGGCGAACAUCCCUUGGAAAGUAAUCGAUAAAACUGGAAUAUCUUCACAAAAGUGGCGAAUUUCAAGGUUCCCGGCCUACCGACUCCCGUUGAGAACAUGAUCUUGCGUUACGUCAAGGCAAAGGCUGAUUGGUGGACCAAUUCGGCUCACUACAACCGAGAAAGAGUCCGACGUGGUGCGACGGUUGACAAGACUGUCUGCAAGAAGAAUCUCGGCCGAUUGACUCGUUUGUACCUCAAGGUUUGAGACGAAAUACUGAUGUUAGUUAAAAAAAUUGCGCCAUUUAGAGUGAUUUUUGAGCGAGAAAAAAUUUGAAUCCUUUUUUCCCGCGUUUUUGUCGUCAAUGUCAAGAGAUUGGUAGAAAAAGAGAGACAGAGAAGAAAAGAAGCUAAAAUAGGAAUUUAGAGUCAAACAUGACGUCACUUUAAAUUUGAAAGUUUAUUUUCGCUCGAAAAUCAAACGCGGCGAAAAAAAAACGAUAUCUCUCGUAAAAAUUAGACCCCAAAUCUGAAAAAUGUAGGAUUUUGUCGAAAAAAUGGGUCUCGAAACGAAAAUAGUUCACAUUUCUUGAAAAUACUGAAAAAUGUAGCCAUUUCCCGUACAAAAAUGAAAGUUUCUCUAUUUUGGUCGUUUUUACAGUAUCUUCAACACAUAAUUUCCGUUUUGAGACCUUUUUUCAAGUCUUAGUGAGUGUCUUUACACAGUAAAAUUUUUUUGAGCUUUUUGGACUUUAUUUGAGCUUGUGAGCUGAAACAGCUAAAAAAAAAUUUUCAUUUUUCAGGCGGAACAAGAGCGUCAGCACAACUACUUGAAGGACGGACCGUACAUCUCGGCCGAAGAAGCCGUGGCGAUCUACACAACCACCGUCCAUUGGCUGGAAUCUCGUCGCUUCUCGCCGAUCCCCUUCCCGCCGCUCUCCUACAAACACGACACCAAGCUGCUCAUCCUGGCCUUGGAACGGCUCAAGGAAUCCUACAGCGUCAAGAACCGUCUGAACCAGUCACAGCGUGAAGAGCUGGCCCUCAUCGAACAGGCCUACGACAACCCCCACGAGGCCUUGUCCCGAAUCAAGCGCCACAUGCUCACCCAGCGCGCCUUCAAGGAGGUCGGCAUCGAGUUCAUGGACCUCUACACCCAUCUGAUCCCCGUCUACGACAUCGAGCCCCUCGAGAAGGUCACCGACGCCUACCUCGACCAGUACCUCUGGUACGAGGCCGACAAACGACGCCUUUUCCCGGCCUGGAUCAAGCCCGGCGACACUGAACCCCCGCCGCUGCUCACCUACAAGUGGUGCCAGGGCCUCAACAACCUCCAAGACGUCUGGGAGACCUCCGAGGGCGAGUGCAACGUCAUCAUGGAGGCCAAGUUGGAGAAGGUCGCCGAGAAGAUGGACUUGACCCUGCUCAACAGACUUCUGAGGUCUUUUUGAGAGAUUUUUCGGGAAAUUCAGCUGAGAAAUUUAAUUUUUAAGAAACCAUGACAGUGGAGAUGUUUAAAAGACUGUAUUUGGAAGUACUAGAGUCAUUGAAAAUUCAUUUUUAAAGAUAAAGCGUUUGAAUUGAAUUUUUAGAAUUUUAGGCUGAAUUUUACAGAGUUUCAGUUGAUUUAUGCUCAAAUUUCAUAAUUGCUCGAACUUUUGGAACCAUUUCUCAAAAUAAACAAGUCUUUAUCUCAUAAGUUUUACUCGGAGAACCUUUUCUCAGGUAAUUUUCUCUUAAAAGUCCAAUUUUUCAACUUUAAGAACUUGCUUUGGGUUUUGCCGAGUUUGGCUUGAAUUUUACGAAGUUUUAGUUAAUUUCCUUGAAAAAUUAAUUUUUCAAUGAUUUUGGUCUGGCACCUUUUCUAGGUCAUUUUGCUCAAAAGUCGACUUUUUUAAGCUUCAUCGAUUUUUUUUCCAUAUUUAAUCACAUUUUCCACUGAAAAAUACAUAUAUCUCGCCUGAAUUUUCAAUUAUAUUUCAAUCAUAUAUCUCGCCUGAAUUUUCAAUUAUUUUUUGAAUCGGGACGAUUCCAAAAAUCAUUACUUAGAUUGAUCGUGGACCACAACAUUGCCGAUUACAUGACGUCCAAGAACAACGUUCUGAUCAACUACAAGGACAUGAACCACACCAACUCGUUUGGUAUUAUUCGUGGCCUGCAAUUCGCUUCUUUUAUUGUUCAAGUAUGAAAAAUAUCGUUUUAUCGGAAAAUCUAUCCAUUUUCAGUACUACGGCUUGGUGCUCGAUCUGCUGGUUCUCGGCCUCCGAAGAGCCUCGGAAAUCGCUGGACCUCCGCAAUGUCCCAAUGAGUUCUUGCAGUUCCAGGUGAAAAUCUCCUCCUUUUUGUCAUAAAAUUAUAAAAAAUGUCAGAACGUCGCCACGGAAAUCGCCCAUCCGAUCCGUCUGUACUGCCGUUACAUUGACCGCGUUUGGAUCAUGUUCAGGUAAAAAACUAGAAUUUGAGAUUCAGAAGAAAAAAGAAUGUUUUCAGAUUCUCCGCCGACGAGGCCCGAGAUCUGAUCCAAAGAUACCUCACUGAGCAUCCGGAUCCGAAUAAUGAGAACAUCGUCGGCUAUAACAACAAGAAAUGCUGGCCUCGAGACGCCCGAAUGCGCCUGAUGAAGCACGACGUCAACCUCGGAAGAGCCGUCUUCUGGGAUAUCAAAGUAAAAAAUAUCGAGAAUCAACUUUAUUAGGUUGAAAAAUUAGAUUUAUUCAAUUUUGAGGCCUUCACUCAUAUUUUUUGAAAUUUUCAAAGUUAGGAAGUAAAUCAAGUAUUGACUUCAGGGCAAUAAAAAAAAAAUAAUUUUUAAACGCGGAAAGGAGUACUGACUUUAGAAAGUUAGGAAGACUUGGUGGCUUUUUCAAAAAUUUCUGCCCAUCUAUGGUAGAAAAAAAUUAAUGUUAUUGAACUUUGGGGUUGUAUUUUUUUGACAUUUUUCAUGAAUUUCGUGUCUCAAUUUCCGUAUUUUCAUAAAUUUUGAUACUUUUCAUCUUUAAUCUCGUUUCCACAUGCAUACUUCUUUAGAAAACUAGCAAACCUUGAAAAAGGCUCCAUUUUUUUCUACUAUAUUCAGGGAAAGAGCUCGAAAAUGUAGAUGAAAAGUUUUGGAUCAAAAAUUGAAAAGCAUUUUUUUUGAGGUUUUUGAGUAUCUACUGAGUAUCUAGAGUUUGAUCAAAUUCUGAAUGGGAAGCCCUUGCUUAAGCUCCACCCCUAAUGGCGCGAUGAACCAAUCAAAGAGCGUUUUCGAAUGACGGCAUUGUACUUGAUAUUAAAAUUAUGGACAGACUAUAAAAAAAACUCUCCUAUUCCGCAAUCAUAUGUACUUUUCUUGCAAUAAAUUGAAUAAAAAUCGUUCAGAAUCGUCUGCCGCGCUCGGUGACGACCAUCGAGUGGGAGAACGCGUUCGUCUCCGUGUACAGCAAGGACAACCCGAACAUGCUCUUCGACAUGUGCGGAUUCGAGUGCCGAAUCCUUCCCAAGUGCAGAACGGCCAACGAGGAGUUCGUCCAUCGCGACGGCGUCUGGAACUUGCAGAACGAGGUGCAAAAAAGGACCUGUCAAAGUUAAAUUCCAAUUUUCCAGGUGACCAAAGAGCGAACGGCUCAGUGCUUCCUGAAGGUCGACGAAGAGUCCAUGUCCAAGUUCCACAACAGAAUCCGACAAAUCCUCAUGUCUUCCGGCUCGACGACCUUCACCAAAAUCGUCAACAAGUGGAACACGGCUCUCAUCGGCCUGAUGACGUACUUCCGAGAAGCCGUCGUCAACACUCAAGAACUGCUCGACCUGCUCGUCAAGUGCGAGAACAAGAUCCAGACUCGUAUCAAGAUCGGCCUCAACUCCAAAAUGCCCGCCCGUUUCCCGCCCGUCGUCUUCUACACGCCCAAGGAAAUCGGAGGACUUGGUACCCACUCUUUGAAAAAGCUCUCAUUUUCCUCCUACUUCAGGAAUGCUCUCCAUGGGCCACGUCCUGAUCCCCCAGAGUGAUCUGAGAUGGAUGCAGCAGACGGAAGCCGGAGGUGUGACCCAUUUCCGGUCCGGAAUGAGCCACGACGAGGACCAGUUGAUCCCCAAUUUGUACCGUUACAUUCAGGUGAACAAUUGGGGGAAAAAUUUAAUGGAUUUUAUUCAGUUUUCAAAGUUAUCUCUGACUCUCCAAAAUUCAGUUAUCUUUUUCACUUUCUGAUGGCUAUUUGGAACUUUUUGGAACCACUUUUGGAAACACAGAAUCAAGUUUGUAGAGAAAAAAUGCUCGCGUUUUUCAUUGUUUAACAAAUUUCUGGAUUUUCCCUCCAGUGGCCUUUUUAAAACAUGAAAAAACGAAGUUUCCCUUUAAAGUUUUUUAAAACAUGAAAAACAAAUUGUUCAUUUAAAGUUUCUGAAAAGACUGAUUUUCUUUCUCUAUAAUCAUUUUAAUGUACCUCUUUUUUUGAGCUCGUUCUGAAUGUUGAAAAAAACUUAAAAAAAUAUUGAGUAGUGGUGAUUUAAAAUUUUUAGCUUAUCACUUUUUAAAAAUUCCAAAGUGAUUAAUUGAACCUUUGAUUCCAUAAAACUGUCAAAUCGGGACUUGUUUUGGUCCCACCGACGUCUGAGAAAGUGAUGAAUUCAUUAUUGGUUUAUCACUGGUAUUUACGUCGAAAAUAGAAACUCAACUCCUAAGAAGAGUCGCGUUUUGCUCUGAAAUCGGCUCUAGAAACGGUUGGAACAGUCCGAAGUUAACAGACAAAAAAAUAUAGAUUUUUUUCGCCAAAAAACUGAACUGAUUUCAGCCGUGGGAAGCAGAAUUCGUCGAUUCGGUCCGUGUCUGGGCCGAAUAUGCUCUGAAAAGACAGGAGGCGGCGGCGCAAAACCGAAGAUUGACGUUGGAAGACUUGGACGACUCCUGGGAUCGUGGAAUUCCCCGAAUCAACACCUUGUUCCAAAAAGAUCGCCACACGUUGGCCUACGACAAGGGAUGGCGUGUCCGGACCGAGUUCAAGGCCUACCAAGUACCCAAAUCGCUUUCUUUUCAAUGAAAAACCUUUUUCUGCAGAUCCUCAAGCAGAAUCCCUUCUGGUGGACCCAUCAACGUCACGACGGAAAACUGUGGAACCUGAACAACUACCGGACGGAUAUGAUCCAGGCGCUUGGAGGAGUCGAAGGAAUUCUGGAGCACACGCUUUUCCGAGUACUGUAUUUUCAGAUGUGUCUCUAGAUUUAUGGCGAUUUUUUGGCCUUCAUCUUGUUUCUGAUGGGAAAUAGUAUCCGAAAAUAGGAAAAAGUUCUGAUUAAGAUCAUCUAGAGCUUUUCAGAAGUGUUAAAAUAUUACCAAGUUUAUAAGGCGAACGUUUUUUGAAAUGAAUUUUAAAAAAGACUUCUUCUGAAGUUUUUUGAAAUGAAUUUACGUUUUUUGUUUUUGCGUUUUUUGAAAUGAAUUUUAAAAAAAGACCUUCUGAAGUUUCUGAAGUUAAUCUACACCAGAAACACAGUGGAAACGAAUUUUUUGAAUUAACUUCAAGCAAAAUAUUUAACCCUGUGUGCAUUUUUUCCAGGAAUUUUCCCUUUUUUGCUCAAAAUUUGCACAUUAUCGUGAAAAUCAGGCGGCACAUUUCUGCCUGAAACUUCUACGAUCUAAUUUUUUAAAUUUCUAAAAAUAACGUUUCAGGGAACCUACUUCCCAACAUGGGAAGGUCUCUUCUGGGAACGAGCCUCCGGUUUCGAAGAGUCGAUGAAAUUCAAGAAGUUGACCAAUGCUCAGCGAUCCGGUUUGAAUCAGAUUCCGAAUCGUCGUUUCACCCUCUGGUGGUCUCCUACGAUCAAUCGUGCAAACGUGAGUUUGAGAAAGAAAACGAAUGUUGAGAAAAAACUGAAAUUUAUUCAGUUCUUUGAUAAGAAAACGGAAGGCUGAUACAAAUAUUUUUAAACAAUUUUCUACAAAAUAGUGCAGGUAAAUCGAAAAAAUAAAUUUAGUUCAUUUGAAUUUGAAGUUCAAGGAAUUGGCUCGUUAAAAAGGAUAUUGAAAUGACUUUAUUUAAAAAUAUUCAAUUUCACAUACUUUCUUCGGAAAAAUUCGGUUCCUCGCGUUUUGAUUUUAAAAAUUCGAUAGUUUUAGUUUUUCUUGGAGGACAAAGUUACAUGAAACAGUGAAUUUUUUGAAAUCUGGUGCUUAUGUCGUAAAUAAUUUCAACUUUGAGAAAAAAGAAGAGAGGUUAUAUUUCACUCAAAUGGUUUCUACAAACGGUUAAAAAAUUCGAAAUUUUCAGGUCUAUGUCGGUUUCCAAGUGCAGCUCGACUUGACUGGAAUUUUCAUGCACGGCAAGAUCCCGACGCUGAAAAUCUCGCUGAUUCAAAUCUUCCGUGCUCACUUGUGGCAAAAGAUCCACGAGUCGGUGGUCAUGGACUUGUGCCAAGUGAUUAUCUCCACUUGGAAAAAAUAUAAUAACUUUUUCCCUAGGUUUUCGAUCAAGAACUCGACGCACUGGAGAUCCAAACCGUCCAGAAGGAGACGAUUCACCCGAGGAAAUCGUACAAAAUGAACAGCUCCUGCGCGGAUAUUCUUCUCUUCGCCCAGUACAAGUGGAGCGUCUCCAGACCUUCUCUGAUGGCCGACAGCAAGUGUGUUUGAAAAAAUGAUGAUAAAAUCCCCGAAAAAUCACUUUGAACUAGGUACUGCUUGGAGGAUAAUAGGGACAUGGAAAGUUGUAUAUACAAUAGAUAAAAAAGCCCAAAUAAAGAGGAAAUCUAAUUUUUGCCCUCUCCGACGUCUGAGAAGGUGAUGAGUGCAUUAUUGGCUCCUCACCGGUAUUUACGUCGAAAAUGAAAACUCAACUCCUAAGAAGAGUCGCAUUUUGCUCUGAAAUCGUCUCUAGAAACGGUUGGAACAAUGGAAAAAGUUAUUAGUUAUCCAAAAAUCUUCAAUGAACAUAAAAAUGUUAAGUUGAAGUUUGAAGGGUUUGCCAAAAUGGCCCGCCUAUUUAAGAUUGGUUCCUUAAGAAAAUAGUUUUUUUUUCGGUAUUCACCCCUUUUCGAAUAAUGGAACUAUUUCCAGAGACGUCAUGGACAACACGACGACGCAGAAGUACUGGCUCGACGUGCAGCUCCGUUGGGGCGACUACGAUUCUCACGACAUCGAAAGAUAUGCGCGAGCCAAGUUCCUGGACUACACCACCGACAACAUGUCGAUCUAUCCGUCGCCCACGGGAGUCCUCAUCGCAAUGGACCUCGCCUACAAUCUUUACAGGUUCAAAAAUAAAGAAAUCGAGAUUUUCGAGCCUAAGUUUGAAUUUUGACGUUGAAACCUAUACAUUUCGAUGUAAAAUUAGACGAAUUUUUGAGUGAGUUUUGUAUUUCUGGCUUAAUAUUCCCAUAUUUUUUUGAUAUGAAAUGACGAAUUUCGCUGGAAAAUUUAUUGUUCUGGCUGAUUUUUCUUCCUAUUUUUUUCAGUUUUUUUCAAGAAAAAAAUCCAAUACAAAUUAGUAAAUUUAACCUCAAAACCAGUACAUUUUUUUGUCUAAAAACGAUGAAAAAAAUGAGGAAUUUUUAGUGAAAAAAAUCAGUGGAAUCCGCAUGAUAACUACUCUUUUUCACUCUAAAAAGUCGUCAUUUUUCUGGUUUUUCGAAAAAUUCGACUUUUUUAAUCAAUUUCAGCCCUGAAAUGCUAAAAUUUUUCAAAGAAAAGAAAAUUUUGACACAGAUCGAUACAAAAAUCUCUACUUUUUGGAUAAAUCUCAUUUUCCACUUUCAGUGCCUACGGUAACUGGUUCCCCGGAAUGAAGCCCCUGAUCCGUCAAGCGAUGGCCAAGAUCAUCAAGGCGAACCCGGCCUUUUACGUGUUGCGAGAACGUAUCCGCAAGGGUCUCCAGCUGUACAGUUCGGAGCCGACGGAGCCCUACCUCACCAGCCAGAACUACGGAGAGCUCUUCAGCAACCAGAUCAUUUGGUACGGGACAGAAAAAUCAUAUUUUCCUUGUUUCAAAUCGAAUAUCAGGGAAUUUUCCAACUUUUGUCAUUUUUCUAGAGUAGUCUCCGGCUUUUCCCUCCUUUAUCUGUUCUUCCUUGAUUUUUUUCUUUUUUCUGAUUUUUCUCUGUGUCUCCAUUUAAUUUAUAGAGGGACUUUAAGGUCUAUACGAGAAAAAGGAAAAUUUUCGCCAUUUUUUGGUUUCGUAUAACCAAUUUUUUUCGUGUUGAUUAUCUUUCAAAAAUAACUUUCAAUUUUUUUGUUUUUAAAAUGACCUCAAAUUUGACUUUUUUUCCCGUUGGAAAUUCCCUGUUUUUCGCUGCUCUUUUUUCUCUAAGUCUCUCGUUUCCUGAGGAUCUUUUUGACAAUGACCCCAAAAAAGCGAAAAAAAAAAGAGAAUUUUAACUUCUUAUUUUGCUCAAAAAUCAUUUUGAACACGUAUCGAAGAAAGUCAGCGGAAAUCCCCCCUAGCGAUUUGAAAAAUUGAGAAACUCCGCGAUUUUUGAUUCUCAUCAUUUUUUCUCAUGUUGAGGACUAUUUUCUUGUAGGUUCGUCGACGACACGAACGUCUACCGUGUGACGAUCCACAAGACGUUCGAAGGAAACUUGACGACGAAGCCGAUCAACGGCGCCAUCUUCAUCUUCAACCCCAGAACCGGACAGCUCUUCUUGAAGAUCAUCCACACGUCGGUCUGGGCCGGCCAGAAGCGUCUCAGUCAGCUGGCGAAGUGGAAGACCGCCGAAGAAGUCGCCGCACUGAUCCGCUCCCUGCCCGUCGAAGAACAGCCCCGGCAGAUCAUCGUCACCCGAAAAGCCAUGCUUGACCCUCUUGAAGUGAAGAAAAAUUGGGAUAAUUUGAAGAGAAUAGUAAAUUCAGGUUCACUUGCUCGAUUUCCCCAACAUCGUCAUCAAGGGCUCCGAGCUGAUGUUGCCUUUCCAGGCCAUCAUGAAGGUGAGAAAAAUCUCGAAAAGACAUGGAUAUAGCCAAUCCACGGCUAGCUUGGAAGAAGCGCUAUUUUCUUCGUGUCAGGACUUUUUUUUUCGAUGCCGCCGUGGAUCGGCUGUAGUUGUAAAAUACAUUUAAAAAACAUGUUAUGUGGAAGAAAAAUAGCAAGGAGCCUCUUCUAAAGGUCCCUUUUUAUUUUUGAUGUUUGAGCACCCUGAAAAGUCGAAAAAAUCACUUAGGAGCGGUCCAAAAUAGGAAAAUAGUAAGAUGAAGUUCAAUGAUUGAAAAAAGCGCGAUUAGCUUCUUAGAUAACGUUUUGAAAGUAUCAAAAUGAAGUCAGACAGUUUACGAGAAGAGAAAUAGUGUGAAUCUCGAAAUUAUGAAAAAAAAAAGUCGCUAAUAUUUGAAAUGAGCGCGUAACAGUAACAUUUGCAUACUGCUGAAUCAAGUAUCAAAAAAAUCCUUUUUCCAGGUCGAAAAGUUCGGAGACUUGAUCCUGAAGGCGACCGAGCCGCAAAUGGUGCUCUUCAACCUCUACGACGAUUGGCUGAAGACCAUCUCGAGUUACACGGCGUUCUCCCGUGUCAUUCUGAUCAUGCGCGGAAUGCACAUCAACCCCGACAAGACCAAGGUCAUCCUCAAGCCCGACAAGACGACCAUCACCGAGCCGCAUCACAUCUGGCCGACGUUGUCCGACGACGAAUGGAUCAAAGUCGAGCUCGCCCUCAAGGACAUGAUCCUCGCCGACUACGGCAAGAAGAACAACGUGAACGUGGCCUCGUUGACCCAGUCGGAAGUCCGCGACAUCAUCCUCGGUAUGGAGAUCUCGGCGCCCAGCCAGCAGCGUCAGCAGAUCGCCGACAUCGAGAAGCAGACCAAGGAGCAGAGCCAGGUAGCGGAUGAAGAGUUGUAGAUGUUCAUUCACAAGCUAUUGGUGAUUGGGGAAUAAGAAACAUGGAUUUUUGGCCUUUACAAGGCGGUAAAAUUGAGCCAGUUGAAAUUUGGAGACGAAUCGAAGCGUGAAAAGUUGUAGAUGUUCAUUGAGAAGCUCUAGAUUACUUGUGACUAGUGAAAAUGGAUUUUUGGCCUUUACAAGACGCUAAAAAUCGACUGAAAAGUUGCUGAGGCUUUCUUUAAUGUAGCGGGACGAGAACUACCUUCCAAGGAAUGCCAUUUUUUGAGCCAGUUGAAGUUUGGAGACGAAUCGAAGCAUGAAAAGUUGUAGAUGUCCAUUCAGAAGCUCUACGUUACUGGGGAAUAGGAAAAUAUCCUUUCAGCCUUCACAAGGCGGUAAAAUUGACUUGAAGCUAGUAAAGGCAUUAUUCAAAAAAACUCAAAUAUAAAGAAAAUCCAGUUCCUGACCCUACCGACGUCUGAGAAGGUGAUGAGUUCAUUAUUGGCUCCUCACCGGUAUUUACGUCGCAAAAAAAAAAACUCAACUCUUAAGAAGAGUCGCAUUUUGCUCUGAAAUCGUCUCUAGAAACGGUUGGAACAAUUUAAGAGUAUGGAAAUUCUACUUCAGAGAAAGAUGAAAGUUUUCAAUUUCAUUAAAUCUCGUUUUCAGGUCACCUCGACGACGACUCGUACGGUGAACAAACACGGAGACGAAAUGAUCACGGCCACCACUUCCAACUACGAAACGGCCACGUUUGCCAGUCGAACGGUGAUUUUCUUUAUCUUCAAAAAGGUUAAUUACCUUGAUUUUCUGUAGGAAUGGCGUGUUCGAGCGAUUUCCUCGACGAAUCUUCACCUCCGUACGCAGCACAUCUACGUCAACUCGGAUGACGUCAAGGACACUGGAUACACAUACAUUCUGCCCAAGAACAUGCUCAAGAAGUUCAUCACCAUUUCGGAUUUGAGAACUCAGGUGACUUUUUGGGGAAAUGAGUGAAAGGGGGGGGGGGUUUAAUCGAAAUUUCAGGUUUUUUUUUUUGAGGAAAAAAGUUUCUUAAGCCUGUAAAAUGUGGAAAAUGUAAUUUUUGAGAAUCUUUUAGUGGGCUCUUUAGGGUUUCGAAUUUUUAGUGCUUACGAUAGUACUAUAGUGGCUAAAACUCAAAAUAGUGGCUUCUAUAGAAGCGGUUCUAGUGGCCACUUUAGUGUCCUCUCCAAAUAGCCCUUGAAAAAAAAUCGAAAAUCUUCUUAGCCGGUCCAAUGAAUUUUCUCCAGAUCGCCGGCUACAUGUACGGAGUCUCUCCGGCUGAUAACCCGCAGGUCAAGGAGAUCCGCUGCAUUGUCCUGGUCCCACAGACCGGAAACCAUCAGCAAGUCAACCUGCCCACUCAACUACCUGAGCACGAGCUUCUCCGCGACUUUGAACCUCUUGGAUGGUAAAAUCUAGACAAAAGGACCCAGAGACUGAGGAUUGUCUUUAGGAUGCACACGCAGCCGAACGAACUCCCGCAGCUCUCGCCACAGGAUGUCACGACUCACGCCAAGGUGCGUAACAUUCAGAACGAGAAAUAUUGAUCAAUUCAUGAAAAAUAGGGCAUUUGAAACAUGCUUUUCCGAAAAAGAUAGAUUUCUUUCAUUGUGAAAAAAAAAGGUUUCAAAAAAAUGUUAGGAGCUAAUUUUUCCCGUGGAGCGCAUUAGAUUCAAAAACUUCAAAAAAGUUAUCUUUGUAUGUCCUCAAAGUUGGAAAAGGUGCUUCGAAAAUCGAAAAAGAGAAUCAAAAUGGGCUAGAAGCCUGCAAAAAGCGAUGUUGAGCUUCAAAACUUGACCUGGAAACAUAAUGAACUUGCCAAAAAGUUCAAAACUGCGAUUAUUUUUAAAUUAGAGAUUUGUGAAUUUUUCUAAAGAUUCACCUCUUCAGUUGCUCACGGACAACGCCAGCUGGGACGGAGAAAAGACGGUGAUGAUCACGUGCAGUUUCACGCCGGGAUCCGUCUCCCUGACCGCCUACAAAUUGACGCCGUCCGGCUACGAAUGGGGCAAAGUCAACACCGACAAGGGCAAUAAUCCCAAGGUUUACCGGAGAAAAAAUGGUUUAUAGCUGAUUCACGGCUUGAGCCAUCGAAAAAAGGUCCUGACACGAUAAUGCACGAGACAUUGCCUGGCUCGUGGAGAGCGCAGUCAGGCCAAGCCCCUUUGUGUCCCAAACUAGCCGUGAAUCAGCUAUAUGUAUUCAUAUUCGAUUUUUUCCGAGUUGAAAGGUUUGGCGAGAAUUUCAAGACGAAAAGAUAAAGAAAAAAUCGCAUUAGAAUUCGAAAUUCCCGUCAAAAAGCCGCGUCGCGUACUCAACGCGUCACCCUCCUCAUAUCGCCUUUCAAGCAGGCAAAAAUUGACUAAAAAAUCAGUUGAGGAAAAAAGUAAUCAAAAACUGUUCCAGGGAUACAUGCCGACCCACUACGAGAAGGUGCAAAUGCUGCUUUCGGACCGCUUCCUGGGCUACUUCAUGGUGCCGUCGAACGGCGUCUGGAACUACAACUUCCAAGGCCAACGAUGGUCGGCGGCGAUGAAGUACGACGUCUGCCUGGCCAACCCCAAGGAGUACUACCACGAGGACCAUCGGCCCGUCCACUUCCACAACUUCAAGGUCGAGUUUUCCGGCCAGAUUUUGAUGUUUUCCGGUUUGAAAGUACUUGAAAUAGUUUUUCCAGUACUGACCAUUGAGAAGAGGGACCAAAUUGGUUUCUCUAUCUUAGAAUUUCCUGAUUUGCUCAAAAUUACUUUUUCCUGCUCGGUUUUCUGGUAUUUUUUGUGACUUUCUAAAAUGUCCACCUAUAUUCUCACAGCGAGAGCGAUAUCGCCCGCGACAUCGCGAAAACCGCGUUAUAUCGCUCAAGAGCGCUUUGGCAACGAGAUUUGACGAGGUCGCAGCAAGAAGCUUUGGCCACACCGCCUGCGGCUCUCGGCGAUAGGCUAUGCCAUUAAACCCCCCCCCCCUUUUUGUAAAAUAAAAAAAUCGCCGCGAAGCUUUAUAUUCAAUUUUUUCAAUGUGUCCUCGAAUAUAUACAAUUUUUCAGCCGUAAGCUUUACAACCUAACGUUCAUCUAUAUUUUUCAGGCCUUUGACGACCCUCUCGGCAUCUCGGCGGCUGAUCGCGAAGACGUCUUCGCCUAA